Messenger RNA from Aedes aegypti (yellow fever mosquito), 885 nucleotides. RefSeq names its product enhancer of split malpha protein-like. The coding region runs from base 138 to 647 and encodes 169 amino acids. NCBI's taxonomy places the organism in Eukaryota, Metazoa, Arthropoda, Insecta, Diptera, Culicidae. Gene Ontology annotation, biological process: sensory organ development; Notch signaling pathway. The transcript has a single exon. The record is from RefSeq and is a predicted model, not a curated record.
CACUCGAUCAGUUCACAAGUGCAUUCACUUACCAGAACGCUAAACGUUCGUUUCAAGUUAAACUCGAAACCAACUCAAAAAGUGCCAAGUGCCAUACAGUGCCUACACAGAAAAACGAAAAACUCAAAUCAGUGAAGAUGCAUUCUCACGGAUACAACGUUGCCCACAGCAACAACAGCAUCAACGAAAACAAAUACAACAACAUGAAGCUGAUGAAGUCUUCGCCAGUGUACAAGCUGAAGAAGAUCUUGAAGCCGAUCGCCGCUUUGCUCAAGUCGAAAAAGGAAGCCAAGCGAAUCAAGGACACCCAGGAACAGUUUUACUACGUUCCAGAACAGAACUUUGUACCGGAUUACGACUACGAUAACGAUGCCAACGAGCGUUUGGAAGCCCAGCUCUUGUCGGAAAUCGCAGAGUGCCAUGCCAAUGCAGCCAUCAUUGUUUACGAGGAUAAUCAGGUUCAAAUCCAACCAGUUGAACCCGAGGAACAAUACGUCCCAGUGCACUUUGCCCGCACCGAAGCCGGUACCUUCUUCUGGACCACGAUGGCCCGCGAAGCCGACAGUGAUCUGAUCCAACCGUGCCAUUGCUUCUCCGAUCACCAAGUUCCACAGCAGGAAUUCUGCGAUAGAUGGGCUCAGGCUUAAGCCACUUCUCCUCCUCAAGAAAAAACGCGUCAGACUGACAAUACCUGCAACAAAAUCAUGAUCUCUUCCAUCGUUUUAGUUACUAAAUCGGUUUACGAAAAAAACGGAUAAAGCUUUAAUUAGUUCUCGUAAGGUUGCCAGCUUUAAUUUUAAUUGUGAUAUUAGAAUUUUAAGCCUCAAUGUGAUCCAAUGUCUUCCAAUUGUUUAUUUUUAAAAUACAAAAAAGCAAAAACAAAAA